AUGAGCUUCCUCAGCGCGCGCGAGCACGGCGCCAAGCCGGGCUCCGGCGGCGUGGCCAGCGCGCAGAAUGAGGCGAUUGACAGGCGGGAGCGGCUGCGGCGGCUGGCCCUGGAGACGAUCGAUCUGGCCAAGGACCCGUAUUACAUGAGGAACCACCUCGGGCAGAUCGAGUGCCGGCUGUGCCUGACGCUGCACCCUAACGAGGGCAACUACCUCGCACACACACAGGGCAAGCGCCACCAGCAGAACCUGGCCAAGCGCGCAGCCAAGGAGGCGUCGGACAAGCCCGCGGCCCCCGCGCCCAACAAGCGCGUCAGCGUCCGGAAGACAGUCAAGAUCGGGCGCCCCGGGUACCGCGUCACCAAGCAGUACGACCCGGAGGCCCACAUGCGCUCGCUGCUCUUCCAGGUGGGAAGAUCCCUGUGA
This is a messenger RNA of Monoraphidium neglectum, 426 nucleotides long. Its product is annotated as Splicing factor 3A subunit 2. The transcript is spliced from 4 exons. Bases 1 to 426 code for a protein of 141 amino acids. Lineage: Eukaryota; Viridiplantae; Chlorophyta; Chlorophyceae; Sphaeropleales; Selenastraceae. The record is from RefSeq and is a predicted model, not a curated record. Gene Ontology annotation, biological process: spliceosomal complex assembly. Gene Ontology annotation, cellular component: catalytic step 2 spliceosome; U2-type prespliceosome; U2 snRNP. Gene Ontology annotation, molecular function: zinc ion binding; nucleic acid binding.